AGUGAAUUCGCACGAGGGAGGGUAAAUCCUUCUUUCUAGCAAAAGAUACAACCCGCUCCAGGUAUUGUGAGGGCGCCCCAAGCCCUCCCCCCACGAAAAAAUAUUCCCACUUUCCUGCUUUCCCUCCUUCGUGAUGUUUGUUCCCAGAGAUUUAUGGCGGAGGAGCCUCGGAUCGAGGGCGGAGCUCCGGCGGCUUCUCCUCUGGCGCGGCCUUGCCUCCUUUUCGGCCGCUCCGCCGUCGCUCCCGCCGUUCGACCACCAGCCGCGGCCGUACAAGGGGAUGCCGGGGGAGGAGAUCCUCUGGAAAAGGAAGACUUUUCUUGGUCCCUCGCUCUUCUACUACUACCAGAAGCCACUCAACAUUGUGGAAGGGAAGAUGCAAUAUCUUUAUGAUGAGAACGGAAGGCGUUAUCUUGAUGCGUUUGCUGGAAUAGUUACGGUGUCUUGUGGGCACUGUCAUCCCGAUGUGGUGAAUGCCGUGGUGGAGCAGACUAAGCUUCUUCAGCACACCACCACCAUUUACUUGCAUCAUGCCAUUGUUGAAUUUGCAGAAGCUCUGGCAUCAAAAAUGCCAGGAAAUCUGAAGGUUGUUUAUUUUGUCAAUUCCGGGACUGAAGCAAAUGAAUUAGCAAUGAUGAUGGCUCGACUCUAUACUGGUAACUUGAGCAUGAUUGCCUUGAGAAAUGCAUAUCAUGGUGGAAGUUCUGGAACAAUAGGGCUGACAGCUCUCCAUACUUGGAAAUACCCGAUCCCUCAGGGUGAGAUUCAUCAUGUCAUGAACCCUGAUCCUUAUCAUGGGGCAUUUGGCUCUGAUGCUGUACAUUAUGCCAAAGAAGUUCAAGAUCAUAUUAACUAUGGUAGUCCUGGAAAUGUUGCAGGUUUCAUUGCAGAAACUUUUCAGGGUGUUGGCGGGGCAGUUGAAUUGGCCCCUGGAUACCUCAAAUUGGUGUAUGAUAUUGUUCGUAAGGCUGGUGGAGUCUGCAUAGCUGAUGAGGUUCAGAGUGGGUUUGGUCGCACUGGAAGCCAUUAUUGGGGAUUUGAGACACAGGGUGUCAUUCCAGAUAUUGUCACGAUGGCAAAGGGUAUUGGGAAUGGUCUACCAUUAGGAGCAGUCGUUACUACGCCUGAGAUAGCACAAGUGAUGGCACAAAAAAUUCAAUUUAACACCUUUGGUGGGAAUCCUGUGUGCUCUGCUGGUGGCCAUGCAGUACUCAAGGUUCUAGAUAAUGAAAAACGUCAAACACAUUGUGCUGAUGUUGGUUCCCGCUUGAUUGAACGAUUAAAAAUUCUUCAGCAAAAGCAUGAAAUCAUAGGAGAUGUCAGAGGCAGGGGAUUGAUGUUGGGAGUAGAAUUUGUUACUGAUAGGAAAGAGAAGACACCUGCCAAAGUAGAAACAGCAAUACUAUUUGAGAAGCUUAAGGAUCUGGGAGUGCUACUUGGGAAAGGGGGCAUACAUGGAAAUGUCUUCAGAAUAAAACCUCCGAUGUGCUUCACCAAAGAGGAUGCAGACUUCCUUGUGGAUGCACUGGAUUAUGCCAUUUCAGGUAUGUGAGCUCAUUGUCAUUACAAGAGCAAUAAAAGAGUUUCCAUUGCUUUUCUUUAGCACCAAUUCAAGUGGAGGAAGGAGUUCUGCAGUGACGCAAAGAAUUCUCUUAAGUCUUUGGGGAGCAUGCAUGUCCUUGUCUCCUUUGGGAUGAAAGGUAUGGAGAGAUGUAAGUAAAUGAAACUCGGUUCAUGUGAACAUAUCAACUUGAAUUUUGCAGAAAGCAUUGGAUGAAAUAAAAGAAAUUCAUUCAGAGUAAAA
Molecule: messenger RNA, 1804 nt
Organism: Elaeis guineensis (African oil palm)
Lineage: Eukaryota; Viridiplantae; Streptophyta; Magnoliopsida; Arecales; Arecaceae
Source: RefSeq, a predicted model, not a curated record